Molecule: messenger RNA, 4141 nt
Organism: Gekko japonicus
Lineage: Eukaryota; Metazoa; Chordata; Lepidosauria; Squamata; Gekkonidae
Gene: BMPR1B
Product: bone morphogenetic protein receptor type IB
Exons: 13
Coding region: 287-1885 (532 amino acids)
Biological process (GO): cellular response to growth factor stimulus; dorsal/ventral pattern formation; protein phosphorylation
Cellular component (GO): plasma membrane; signaling receptor complex
Molecular function (GO): ATP binding; transforming growth factor beta receptor activity, type I; SMAD binding
Source: RefSeq, a predicted model, not a curated record
AGAGAGAGAGGACGCAUAUACACAGAAGCAGAGUGAGAGCAACGUGUGGGCUGAGAUGAAGGUUUAAAGUGUGCUUGAAGGUGAACCGCAACAAUCUUGUUCCAAGGAUGCAAGGGAAGUUGAAGGAUUCCGCAGGCUUGGCUGGCAGGACUCAUCAGAGGAUCUGAGAGAGGCGGGAGCAGAAGAGGCUGUUAAGUGAAAUAAGCAAGGGGGCAGAGAGAAAGAGGAGAUUGGAAACCACAAGCAAAUCAGAGCUGCCGCCACCGUUGCUCCUGCCGCUUCUGCAAUGAACUGGCUAGACGAGCCAAACUGGCAGCUUCAUGUUUCCUUGCUCAUUCUCCUCUCCGUGCACGUCAGGGCCAGUUUCCUAGACAGCAGGCCCUUACGUAGUUCUGGGAAAGUGAACAUGGAAACAAGGAAGGAAGAUGGUGGAAGCACAGCGGCUGCUCCCCUGCCGAAGAUGCUGUUAUGCCACUGUCACCAUCACUGUCCUGAAGAGUCAAGCAACAACACCUGCAAAACGGAUGGCUAUUGUUUUGCAAUGAUAGAAGAUGAGGACUCUGGAGGACAGACUCUUACCUCAGGCUGUCUAGGGUUAGAGGGUUCCGACUUCCAGUGUCGGGACACUCCAGUGUCUCACCCACGAAGAUUAAUUGAAUGCUGUACAGAUCAAGAUUUCUGUAACAAAGAUCUUCACCCUACUCUGCCACCCCUAAAAAAUCGAGAUUUUGCAGACGGAAAUGUCCACCACAAGGUCUUGCUGAUUUCAGUGACUGUCUGUAGUGUGCUUCUCGUCUUUAUCAUCCUCUUCUGCUACUUCAGGUAUAAAAGGCAAGAGAGCCGGCCUCGUUACAGCAUUGGGCUGGAGCAAGACGAGACUUAUAUUCCACCGGGAGAAUCCUUGAAAGACCUCAUUGAACAAUCUCAGAGCUCAGGAAGUGGAUCUGGGCUCCCUCUGCUGGUGCAAAGGACUAUAGCGAAGCAGAUUCAGAUGGUGAAGCAGAUUGGCAAAGGUCGCUAUGGAGAGGUCUGGAUGGGGAAGUGGCGUGGGGAAAAGGUGGCCGUCAAGGUGUUCUUCACCACAGAGGAAGCCAGUUGGUUUCGAGAGACAGAGAUCUACCAAACCGUCCUGAUGAGACAUGAAAACAUUUUGGGGUUUAUUGCUGCUGACAUUAAAGGUACAGGGUCUUGGACUCAGCUGUAUCUGAUCACAGAUUACCAUGAGAAUGGCUCCCUGUAUGACUAUUUGAAAUCCACUACCUUAGAUACAAAAGCCAUGCUGAAGCUGGCGUAUUCGUCUGUCAGCGGACUGUGCCACUUGCACACUGAGAUUUUCAGCACUCAGGGCAAACCAGCUAUUGCUCACCGGGACCUCAAAAGUAAAAACAUUUUGGUGAAGAAGAAUGGAACCUGUUGUAUAGCAGACCUUGGCCUGGCAGUUAAAUUUAUAAGUGAUACAAAUGAGGUGGACAUCCCACCAAAUACCAGAGUGGGAACUAAACGUUAUAUGCCUCCUGAAGUUUUGGAUGAAAGCCUGAAUCGGAAUCAUUUCCAGUCAUACAUCAUGGCCGACAUGUAUAGUUUUGGGCUCAUCCUUUGGGAAAUAGCAAGAAGAUGUGUUUCAGGAGGUAUUGUUGAAGAAUACCAGCUUCCAUACCAUGACCUCGUGCCCAGUGACCCUUCCUAUGAAGACAUGAGGGAAAUUGUGUGUAUGAAGAAGUUACGGCCCUCAUUUCCCAACAGGUGGAGCAGUGAUGAGUGCCUAAGACAAAUGGGCAAGCUCAUGACAGAAUGCUGGGCUCACAACCCUGCUUCCCGGCUCACAGCUCUACGGGUAAAGAAAACACUUGCCAAAAUGUCAGAGUCACAGGACAUUAAGCUCUGAUUCAGAUGACAAAAGACACCUCUAUUGCUAAAGCUCAGAAAAAUGGACUUUCCUUCAUGUUUCCAAGAGACAGGAAGAGGAAUGACAAGCCUUCGUUAAUAUCAACCUUGAACGCAGUCCUUCAGCCAAAGCAUCUGUAUGUUGACACAGGAAGCUUUUCUGGAGCCCCAAGGAGGAUCGUAUCAACACCUGCUUCAAGAUAAUGCAUGCUGCUUUCUAUGGAAGCCCAUAAUAAUAUUAUUAUUAUGACUAUUAUUAUUUAGGUUGUUUAAAUUUUAUGAAAAUGAACCUUUGAAGUACGAAAGUACAGAAAUAAUUAUAUUGUUACAUUAAAGGGGGGAAAAUCAAAGAAAUCUCAUCGGAAGUUUAAAGCAAAGUGGCAAUUAUUUCCCAUUGAGUUAUUGCACUCUACAACAAAGUACCUGCUGUGUUCUGAAAUGAAAGGAAGGUACAAUAGAAACAGGCUUAUAAGUGAUCUGCUAGUUGCAUUUGAUGUAAGUUGUGCCUCUUCUAAAGACAACGUACCCAAUGUUAUGUGAGUUGCUGUUAAGCCAUAUGACUCAUACAAUAUCGCUCUGCUGAUGUCCCCUGUGCGUAAGCCUCAAUGAAGGACUGGCUGUACCUUUGUAGCACCCGCAGUCAUUUCCAGGGCACUGGUGCAGGAGAUGUGCUGCCCAGUGGGAUAUGGCCAGAGCCUGGUGUUUCUCAGAUCUCAAAAGCCAUGGGCCAGCAGGGAGAGUUAGAAUGGCAGGAGAAUAAUGAAGACAUGAAGUAAGCCCCAGCAUUUUCAAGCGCCUAUACUCCUUUCCAUUUGUCACCCUCAUUCCUGUUUGUUUUAAAGAAGAGUUGUUGUUGAGAGUUAUUGCAGAAGGAGCUUCAUGUUUUUCAAUUUCUUGCUUCAUUUUUGCUCUUGCCCAUAUUCCCACUGCAUUUCUUGAAAGAGGAGAACCUACCCGAACUUUUCUAAAAAAUAUUGUGAUUUACCGCCCCCCAAACAAAUGGGUGUAUUGUUGGUUUAUCUCUCUGUAAUUGUAUUCAUAGAAGCACCCUGUGAUUUGGGCUAAAAUUCCGAGCAUUGUGAGGGUGCUUCUCUGCAGGCACUAGUAUUUAUUGGGGUGGGGGAGUUCCCUUCCUGCAGCAGCCCCCAUGCUUCCAAAUGGUUUCUGAUGAGUAGUACACGUCUGAAGCUUGAAGGAAAAGUCCAUGCGCAAGGGCCAAAGUGCACACUUAUGGGGCUGUUUUGAUUCCAUCUUUGCUUGAAGAUCUCCUGUGCCAUCAGUGGUAAUUCUUUCUCAAGGAUCUUGUGUUUCCUUUGAUGUAAGGUCUCCCAGUUAAAAUGUGUCUGUAAUGUACAAGUCCCCAGUUAUAGUUAAAUUGUAAUAUUUACCCCCCUCAAAAAAAAACCCCAAACAUUCACUGCUAACCAUACUAGGAGUUUUCUAAUAUGCCUAGAAUUUUCAGUGUAAAGUUCACCAGAGCAGCUAUUGGGCAGUUUUGCUGCUCACAUUGGACUCGGGUCAAGAACGUGGACUAGGAUCACAUUGGUAAGCAGGGUCGAGAAAAUGAGCUUUUGAAAUGGGAACGUUAUCAUUUGAAGGACCUUUUGUAAGGACUGUUGUGCCUCUAGGGGUCACUGUGCAGCUUCUGAUUCUGAAAGUCCUGGCAUCAGUAGGUCGUAAAAAAGAAAAAGCCGCAGGUUGGAUUCCAGAAGUACAGCCAUUAGGCAUUCUCCCCUGCUUUGCAAGGUUAGUGGACAUCAAAGGUUUAAAAAUAUUGGGGACAGAGCAGUGUGUGUGAAGUGAAACACUUUGGUGUGAUAAGCUGGAAGUGGGAAAAGUGUAAUUGGUAGUUAGAGCUUGUUUCAGACUCUGACUUCAGAGAGGAAUACUGAUAUGUAUUGGAUAUCUGCUUGCCCUAGUCUUUUGCAGGGGAGAGUUUGGAUGAUAUUAAGGCAUUUCUGUGCCCUCUGGCAGGGGGACCAUCUAUAAAGACUUCUUGUUAAAGAACAGUCACGAACCUUUCCUCCGCUUGUGAAUCUGAAUAGACCACCUACUGCAUUCAGUUAAGCAUAGGAGAGUCUCAUUGAUUUGGGGCUAAUAUAUAGGCUAUUCCGAGGGCAAUUUGACUUGUGAAGCUAUUAGUUGCUACUACAUGUACAUUUCUGUUCCAAAGUAGAAAUCAAUCAUGCACAAAGCCCGCUUCUUCUUAAGAUAUAGGGCGAUUUCUCACUAGAGCUGCCUCGCAGCACAGCGCCGU